CGGACGAACAACGUCGAAGCAAAAUAAUGGAAAAUCUGCCGAAUUUUCGUGAAAUAUGUGUGAAAAAUUACAAUGACGACGAGAAGUUGCCACGGGGCUUACUUUAUCGGUCUUCCCGACCUGAUUUUUUGACUGACACGGAAGUUUGCGAGCUACAGCGACUUGGAAUUCGGAGCGUCUUGGAUUUUAGAUCGCCAAAGGAGUACGCCAAGGCGGAUGGCCUCAAGCUAUUAGACGGGAUUUCUGCACUGUAUACUGUCAAAAUACCUCAUCGGGAAAAAUACCGACCACAAGAGGUUGUCAAGUGCAAACUGGUCACUAGGAAAAAUAAACGACAGAAGAAACCCUUAGAAGCGGAGGUCAGCUCAAAAGAUGUAAAGGUGGAAAAAGUGACAGAUAUUAAGAUAACCGGGGAAUCAAACGAUAUUCAACUCAAAGAAGUACCCAAUGAAGACGAAGUCGGUUCUGAAACCGAAGGCAGUGAAGUGGAGGAAGCAGAGUUCAAUCCUGAUACAUCAUCUAUGGACAAAGAAUCCCUGGAGAAAAGUCAGGCUAAUUCCUCAUCACCACCUCCCAUUAAGCACUAUCUGAUUGAUUUCUUUACUGGGAGAUUCAUUUGGUCAGUGUUUAGGCGUGCACCCUGGUAUAUUCAGCUUUACGCCUUUUUCUGGCUUUUAAUCGACUUCAUUUUAAGAACAGGUUACUUAUACUUUGUUCAAACUUUUGCGAAGUAUGUCCUGAAUAGGAAUGGUAUUCUCCAUCAGUAUAUGGACAUUGUGGAUCUGAGUCAGCGCAGUAUAUGUGCAGCCUUGAAGCUGUUAAGUGACAGUGAAAACAUUCCGGCUCUGAUAAACUGUGCUCAUGGGAAGGAUCGUACUGGCAUUGUAACUGCACUCGUGAUGCACUGCCUGGGCAAGUCAAGAGAGGAAAUAGCGGAGGAGUAUUCACGAUCAGAAGCUGGAUUACUACCUGUGAAGGAGAGGCUUUACAAAGAGAUGGUUGGCCGAUACCAUUUCAGCGAGCAGUUCAUGACUGCAGAGGCAGCUACAAUGCUGAAAUUACUGGACUACUUAAGUGAAAAAUAUGGGUCAGUAUCAAACUACCUGGAGUAUAUUGGAUUCAGCAGCAUUGAACAGGAACGGCUGAGGCGUAACCUUCUAUGUACUGAUUUGUAAGAGGCCAUCAACUUUCACUUUCACUCUCAUGUGAAACUUUUAACAAACACCAAGAGCAGUAAAAGCACAAGCGUUGGACUGAGUAUACAGAUGAAUGGUUGUAAGUUGCAGAUUUUCUGUCGUGUUGUAUGACUGGUUUUAAACUUCCAUGCCCAAGAGGUCUGUGUUCGGAUUUGUGUAUGAACCCAAAAUGGAGAUAGUUUUCAGUGCAUCAUGCCAGGUUAGAGGGUGAUGAGGCAUAAUUUCCUGGUUCCAAAGUCCUGGAAAGAUAAUUAGGAGUUUACUUUGUAACUUGCCAUGGCCCCAUUACGGUCUCGUCAGAGUGCAGGGUUGAUUUUUUGACAGCAUUAUUAGUAUAGAACAGCGUGUACCAUCGGCCACAAGAUAAUAUUUAUUGCUUGCAUUGGGUCAAAUUUUACAGUGUACUUACAUGUAUGUGAGGACUCAGUGCCAUUAAUCUUGUCAUGCAGUCAUACAUAGUACUUUUGGGUCAUACUGUACUCACGGUGUAGUUUUGGAAUAGAGUCAACUGUCCACUAAUUAGGGAUCAUUGCCCAGAAAGUAUUGUUGAUGUUCUUUGUAUGAAUGGUUAUUUCUUGUUACUUGUUCAACACAGUGCAUAUACAUCGAUUAUAGAGGUGCUCUCAGGAGUUCUUGUUACUUGUACAACAGUGUACAUCUCUUUUUGUAGUGCCUUCAGUAGUUCUUGUUACUUCUACAUCAUAGUAUAGUACUUCUAUCUUUUAGUACUGUCAGUAGUUCUUGUUACUUGUACAACAUAGUGUAUAUUUUUCUGUAGUCUUCUCAGCCGUUCUGGUUACUUGUACAAUAUUGUACAUACCCUUUAUGGUGCUCUCAGUAGUUCUUGUGACUUGUACAACAUUUUACAUACCCUUUUAUAGUGGUCUCCGUAGUUCUUGUUAUUUGUACAAUAUUGUAAUACCUUUUCAUAGUGUUCUCAGCCGUUCUUGUUACUUGUACAACAUUGUACAUACCCUUUAUAGUGCUCUCCAUAGUUCUUGUUAUUUGUACAACAUUGUGAUACCUUUUCAUAGUGCUCUCCAUAGUUCUUGUUAUUUGUACAACAAUGUACAUACCCUUUUAUAGUGCUCUCCAUAGUUCUUGUUAUUUGUACAACAUUUUACAUACCCUUUUAUAGUGCUCUCCAUAGUUCUUGUUAUUUGUACAACAUUGUACAUACCCUUUUAUAGUGCUCUCCAUAGUUCGUGUUAUUUGUGCAACAUUGUAAUACCUUUUCAUAGUGUUCUCAGCAGUUCUUGUUAUUUGUAUAACAUAGUACAUACUUUUUUAUAGUGCUCUCCAUAGUUGUUUGCUUAUGCAAACUUGUACAUCUACAACAUUGUGUAUCAUUUUUAUAGUGCCCAAGGUAGUUCUUCCACUUGUACAGCCUUAUACAUCUCUUGGUAGCUCUGUAUUUUUUAUUUGGAUUAAAUGUAUGUUGAGCCAUUUAACAACAGAAUCGAGGGCUUCUGUGGCCGAGGAAGUUAGCAUGCAAGCACCGCACAGUGACCCAGGAGCCUCUCACCAAUGUGGUCACUGUGAGUUCAAGUCCAGCUCAUGUAGGUAAACUGCGUAUGGUCGUGGUUUCCCCCCGUGCUCUACCCGGUUUCCUCCAACCAUAAUGCUGGCCGCCAUGGUAUGCGUGAAAUAAUUUCAGAUUAGAGAUUAUCAGCAGAGAUAAUUGGAGACUUGAGGACAAGCUACACAGACGGUCCAAAGAGCAGUAAAACACAUUGUUUUCUUCUGUGACUUUCAUUGCAUGUGUACUUUAUAUAUGUUUUAUGAGCACACGUACACAGAUAAUUGUGACGUGAUAAAGGAAAGAAUAAAUGAGUUCGCAGUUUUUGGACCAUCUUGAUACAGACGGGAAAGAGUUUUACGAGUUUCUCAUUGUUUUAAUAGUUGUUUUUUUUAUAACUUUGUUUUGUUGACCGUGUACAUGUAGUUAGUUUAAUACCACACUCAGGCAUUUUUCUGUUGUACAAACAGUCUCCAGUGUAGAGGAAGUCAUUCCAUCUGAGCAGUUACAUAUACCAGAUAUAAAGCUACAUCUAAUGUUUUACAACCUGAAUUCAAACAAGUAACUUUUCAGGCCCUCAUCUGUCUGUCUGUCUGUCUGUCUGUCUGUCUCUCUGACUCUCUGUGACUGCAUAUAAGAACACCCAGGCAAGUCUGGGGCACUUUAUCAUUGGGCUUUGUUAUCUAUAGCGCUUUCUAGUUUUAAACUUUGAACUGCUCAUUCAGUGAAGCAACCUCUAAGUUAUGAGACAGAUGGCAUGACACUUAUUAGUGUCUUCUCGAUGCACAAAAGAAAUUGGUUUAUUGUUAUGGAAUUGUGCAAUUUCCACUUUGUUUAAUAAUUUCCCUUCUGAUUUUAAUACAGCAUCUAUGUCAACAAGUUUGCCAGCAAUUUAUGCACAUAUAUAUACCUUUAUCUCUGUAAGUAACUGGUGCCUCCUUAACAGUAAUAGUGUGGAUUUCACAACAAAGCUACGAGCAUCGUCCCAUGGGAAAACACGGGGGGUGAAAUCAGGAUGAGUUGGUGGUCAUUUCUCUUCUCACCUGAAACUUAAGAGAUUUUUGUGCAUAGAGUUUGUUUGUGAUGUUAUAGCCGGAUAACAACGAUAGCUUGGCGACCAUCUUGGAGCACAAACAACAUUGACCAGUGUAGCAGCUACUGUAUACUCCAGUAUGGUUGAAGUGAGAUUGAUAGAUUUGCCAUGGAAAAUUACUUCCAUUUUAAAACUGUGUACAGGUAUACACAUGAUUUUAGGAAAAGCAAAUAAACUAUCAAUUUUUAAUGGAGAAGUUAUUUAUGACAGUGUUAUAAUGAUUAUGCUUUAUAAAACUGAUUAUACAAGUGAGCAAAUGAUACAUAUGUUUUACAUCGAGCCUUA
Molecule: messenger RNA, 4093 nt
Organism: Liolophura sinensis
Lineage: Eukaryota; Metazoa; Mollusca; Polyplacophora; Chitonida; Chitonidae
Exons: 4
Coding region: 27-1175 (382 amino acids)
Molecular function (GO): phosphoprotein phosphatase activity
Source: RefSeq, a predicted model, not a curated record